Molecule: messenger RNA, 2848 nt
Organism: Aplysia californica (California sea hare)
Lineage: Eukaryota; Metazoa; Mollusca; Gastropoda; Aplysiida; Aplysiidae
Product: peroxisomal targeting signal 1 receptor
Biological process (GO): protein import into peroxisome matrix, docking
Cellular component (GO): peroxisomal membrane; cytosol
Molecular function (GO): protein binding
Source: RefSeq, a predicted model, not a curated record
AGGGGUCAAAGUUUAUAGUACGGAGUGGAAAGUACCACUGCCAGCUACCGCAUAGGGCGAUGAUAGGGCACUGAAAGGUUGAGAGUGAACAACAGCACAAAAAAGACAGGAGCAGGCAGAACUCUUAGCUCAGCAUGGCCGGGAGAGGAUUGGUGGAGGGCGAGUGUGGUGGCCCCAACUCUCUCAUGAAACUCACCUCACACUUCACACAAGACAGAGGCCUCAAGCAGGAGGCGUAUGGAGCUACAGGAAGAUUUCCGCCACCCAAACCCUAUGAGAUUAAUCGGCCACUUGCUCAAACAAGCACUGAUGAGCUGGUUGGGGAGUUUCUGUCCAGCCACCAGACGGCGAUGGCGCCUCAGACGUUCCACAUGGGCAGCCUGUUACAGGAGAUGAGGGAGAUAGAGGGGGCCGAGAUGAUCCACGCCCCACAGAGAGCCCCAGGUAUCGCUGAGCUGGCCUCUACUGGCGACUGGUCCCAGGAAUUUCUCUCCUCGGCCUCGGCCAACAACCAACAGCUGACGGCGGGUCGCGGAGACCAGUGGGCCGGCGAGUUUGACCGCUUGCCCCAGGGGCAGGCUGACCGGGGGGUCAAGUGGGCGCAGGAGUACCUGGAGCUCCCUGAGCAGGAGAAACUGGCCGCCGAGUAUCUGGGUCAGACGGACAUCCCAGAGGCCUGGUCGUCAGAGUUUAGCCAGGAGCUGCUGGACGACACACGCUGGGUGGAUGAGUUUUCCAAGACGGCCCGCGACACGGAGCUCGAGGACACCGCCAACGCGCUGCUAGGAGCUGUCAACGACCCCAAGAUCAACAACUCUGAGUUCAUGAAGUUUGUGAAGAAGAUCGGGGCAGGUGAAGUGAGCAUCAAGGACAACCAGUUGGUUGGUAAGAGCGGCGAGGAAGUGGCCGAGGACUGGGCCCAGGACUUCAGUGCUUCGCAGGAGGCUUGAAGAGGGCCACCCCUGGCUGUCUGAGUAUGACACCGCAAAGGCUUUCAAGGAGUACGAGUUUGACAAGGACAACCACCUGCUGGAGCACCAGAGCCCCUUCGAUGAAGGUCUGAAGCGUCUGGAGGCCGGCGACAUCCCGAACGCCGUGCUGCUCUUUGAGGCCGCAGUGCAGAAGGACGACAAUCACGCCGAGGCGUGGCAGUAUCUGGGCACUACGCAAGCCACAAAUGAACAGGAGACGGCCGCAAUAGCAGCACUCAGGAGAUGCGUGGAGCUGGACCCCAACAACCUGACAGCCUGGAUGUCCCUGGCCGUGUCCUACACCAAUGAAUCGUACGGUUCGCAUGCCUGUCACGCGCUCCGGGCGUGGCUCGCCAAAAACCCGCGCUACACGCACUUGUUGGCGGAGUCGGUGGGCGAACAACCUCCAGAGUUAUCCUUCAUGAGCAGCCGAGAGCACGAGGAAGUGCGAGAGCUGUACCUGUCUGCGGCGAGGUUGUCGGCUCAGACACAGAUAGACCCUGACGUGCAGUGCGGUCUCGGAGUACUCUUUAACCUCAGCGGCGAGUACGACAAAGCCGUGGAAUGUUUCGGCCUGGCGCUACAAGUGAAACCACAGGAUGCGAUGCUUUGGAAUAAAUACGGAGCAUCUUUAGCCAACGGCAACAGGAGCGAGGAGGCAGUGGAGGCGUACAGGAGAGCUCUCGAGCAGGCGCCGGGAUUUAUCCGGUCACGAUUCAACUUGGGCAUCGCAUGCGUCAACUUGCAGGCGUACAAAGAAGCCGUCGGCCAUUUUGUCACGGCGCUGGUCAUGCAGCGAGAGAGCCGAGGCCCCCAGGGUCAAAGUUCAGCCAUGUCCGACAACAUUUGGAGCACGCUCCGCAUGACCUUGUCUCUCCUGGGGCGCACCGACCUGUACGAAGCCUGCGACAAGAAAGACCUGGACAAGUUACGUAACCUCUGACCCCAGCUCAAUUCUGGCCGGGGGAGAGAUUUUGGCGCAAGUUUGGGGUUUGAAUCCAGGUCUGGCUGGGAGAGAGAUUUCUGCACAAGAUUGGGGAUUGAACCCAGAUCUCCUGGACGUAGUCUGGUGUGUGAGAGAGUGAGGGCGGAUUUGGUUUUCGGGAGGGGAGAGCAUGUUUUCCUCCCCCCCUUGCCCUCGCUGCUGAAUGCGCCUAUGAAGGUAGAGGAAGAAGUGGCUGAUGGGCGUGGGUGUGGGCGAGUCGGGCAGGGGGGACAACUGUUGAGCAAUUACGGAGUGGAGCAAGAGUUGCACGGAAUUCUCAAAUUGAUCUUUAUGUAGAUAACAGAGUUGAUGGGAUUUUGUGGAGAGAGUUGAUGGGAUUUUGUGGAUAGAGCUGAUGGGAUUUUGUGGAUAGAGUUGAUGGGAUUUUGUGGGAAGGGAUUUUGUGUAAAACAAGUGAGUGUGCAGGCAGGUUGAACAUUUUGUGAGGAAUUCUGUCUAAUGUAGCGCAAGUCAACGCAAAACAAAGACAGAUUGAACGUUCGUUUUGCAAUAUUUGGUAAAUAUCGUAUUUUUCAUUCACUAAUGUGGAUGAAAUGAGUUCACUAAACUGGAAGAAAUGGAUUACUUGUCAAUACUGUACUGCAGAGGGAAAAGGGCUUUGUCAGAACCAGUGUUCUUUUCCUGACAUAGUUGCGCUUUUCUCCAGAUCAUUUUGUACAGAAAUGUUGUUUUAAUGAGGGUUUUUUUUAAACAAGUAGUCAUGUAGACUGUUUUAGGGGUUUAUUUCCUUUGUUCUAAGGAUUGAGGGAAUGUGUUAGGACAGCUCCAUAGUAGGGAUGAAAUUGUUCUACAGAAUGUUGUGGUUUUGUUGUGUAAACCCUAUCCGUAAGCCCUGGGAUCAUUUUGUACCCCCGGGGUUGUAUUCUUCACA